CUGAAAAACUAGCAAAUAUAUUUUUUCAAUUUUCAAAGCCCUCCCAUUCCCAUUCUCAUCUCACACUCACAAACACAUACACACGCCACUUACCUCGUUAUCUCCUCUCUCUGUCUCUUUCUCUCUCUAAAAAGACUAACUUUCUCUCUCUCUCUUUCUUUGUAUAACCAAAUUCGAAGAGCGAGGGUUGGUUGUUUUUGUUUUCUUUCUCAUAAUCAAAAUUAUCUUCAAGAGACAAAAAUAAAUGAGUGGAAAAGGAGUAUUAAGAGGUCAUUCUCAAGCCGAAACUUCUUAUGGGAAGAAAAGAUCUAAAAGUGGCGAGACUAAAGGAAACCUUGAUGAUGACGACGACGUUGUUUUCAUUGAUGUUGACAGUGACUUAUCUAGUAAUGUUAUUAUCAUUGAUGAUCCCAAGCAUGUACGGCAAAAUUUAAAAUGUUCCAGUGCAAAUAGAAAAGGUAAAAAAUUUCCACAUCAGGGUGUUAUCAGCAUUGAUGAUGAUGAAAGUGAUGUUAUGGACCGUCCUGGGAUUGGUGAAAAAGGUUGUGGGGAGUUGGAUAGUGAUGCCACCUCAAGCAAGAGAUCUUUUCCUUCUUCUAGUCGUAUGCAGAACUCUGUAGAUGUAGAUGGUGAUGAAUGUUGCUUUGUCCAUGAAAACAGAUCUUCAUUCAAGUUGUCAAAGUGCAACCAAAUGUACUCAGGGAAAGCUCCCAGUAGAAAUUGUUAUGGCUUAGGAUCUGAGUCUGAGAGUGCUUCAUCUGAUAGUGAUUGUUCUGAGUGUGAGCUUAUGGAAGGUUCUUUCGGAAAGCUUCAUGAACAGUGGAAAAAAGCUUCCUUGAAGAAAAAACAUGAUCGCAACGGUCAAUCUGGUUUAGAUGAUCAGACUAGUUUUUCUGGUUCCCAUGCUGAUAUCCAUACAGAUUUUGAAGAAGAAAAUAAGACAGAAAAGAAACCAGCGGUCCCUGUUUGUUCAAGUUCGAGCAGCCAAGAUCAUGAAAAAGAAUUUUUAUCUGCUUUCUUUGCAAGUGGUGAUGGAUAUGUGGGGGGUACUUCUUUCGAUCCUGGGAUGGAAAGCCCUUGUAUGAAAUCUGAUCCGAGAGUUCACCAGACAUUUGCAGAAGAUCCUCCUUUUAGCUAUAAGUGGCAGAGGCCCUAUCAUGUUAAUGGUGGUGGCAGUGGUUUUUGCAAUGGAGAACAAAGCCAGCAAACACCUCCAUCAUCAACUGCUCAAGAACAGGUCGAUUCACAAUCUAAAUAUGCUAGGCCCAAUCAAAAAGGUGAAACGCGUGCUGAUCUUGACAGAGUUGUACCAAGGAGCAAAGUUGAUGAGUCUCCUCAGGCACCUUCUAGUUGCAACACUUCUGUUGAAACUCACGUUAAUCUUGACAGAACUGUCUCAAACCAAGCUGGUUGCAAUGAAGAACAGGUUAAUGGUGCUCGCAAUGGUCUUUGCAACACCCUUGAAGAAUCUUUCUUUUGCAGUAUCCCUUCGGAAGGCAAGUCAGAGGUCAUUAACAAAAAAGCAUUUUCUGAAGAAAGGGAAAAGGCAGAUUCUGAGCAAACAUUAUUGUGGAACACUCGUUGUGAUGAAACACAAGUAGUGGAAGCAAAUGAGACAUAUGAUUUAAGAAAUCCAAUAGUUUCUCAAGAUGGAGAUGUUACUCCUGUGGUUGAAAAAAAUAUAAUUAAUGAACGAGAAAAGAUGAAGGCGACUGAUGAAUACAAGCGAGCAAUAGAAGAAGAAUGGGCAUCCAGGCAGCGACAGCUACAAAUUCAGGCAGAAGAGGCACAGAGGUUGCGUAAAAGAAGAAAAGCUGAAAGGCGUUUAUUGGACAUGCAGAGGAGGCAAAAGCAACGGGUGGAAGAAGUGAGAGAGACUCAAAAGAAGGAUGAAGAAAAUAUGAACCUUAAAGAGCAACUUCGAGUUGAAAUAAGGAAGGAACUCAAUAAAUUGGAAAUGACUUGUAUUGAUAUGGCCUCAUUGCUUCGUGGCUUGGGAAUACAAGUUGGAGGUGGUUCGUAUCCCAUGUUACCAGAGGUGCACACAGCUUAUAAACGAGCUUUGUUAAGAUUUCACCCAGACCGGGCAUCAAAAACUGACAUUCGCCAGCAGGUUGAAGCUGAAGAAAAAUUUAAGCUUAUUUCUCGCAUGAAGGAAAAAUUUUUGUGACUUCAUGUUUCUGAAUGCUAACGGAAGGGUUUUAAAUUCUUUUUUAGAAAUUUAUCAAUGGUAGUGAUUUCAUAGUUUGUGGUGCUUGUGUCUCAUAGUUUCUGAUUUCAUUUAUAUUGUAUCUGAUGGCAUUUUUUCCCUGAGCCAGCUCUUACCGGGUUAUAUUUGUAAAGCAGUUCACAUUCUCUCUUCUUGGUCAAGGAAAUUAUUGUUUGAGGGUUGUCUAGCUAAGAACGUUGUUGGUCAAUUGACACCUCUUGGUGUAUAUAACGGAAAUGUCUAAGAUUCAAAUCUCCCUUUUAAAUUAUUAAAAGAAAAAUUGUUUGUUUCUC
This is a messenger RNA of Quercus robur (English oak), 2502 nucleotides long. RefSeq lists its product as uncharacterized. The record is from RefSeq and is a predicted model, not a curated record. Bases 245 to 2170 code for a protein of 641 amino acids. The transcript is spliced from 5 exons. NCBI's taxonomy places the organism in Eukaryota, Viridiplantae, Streptophyta, Magnoliopsida, Fagales, Fagaceae.